AUGGCAAGCGAAGCUUACUCAGCUUCUAUGCUGCAGACGUAUUCCGUUCGUACUGCAGCAAAUACCUCUGCCUAUUUUGUCCCGCAAAUCAAGCCAAACAUGAAAAUUCUCGAUAUUGGGUGUGGACCUGGCUCCAUCACACUGGAUCUGGCUGCUUUCGUUCCACAGGGAACUAUUGUCGGCAUCGAUCUCAGCGAAACCGCAAUCGAUUCCGCUAAAGAGCUCGUUCAGAAACGGAACGUGGAUAAUGCGACUUUUGAGGUCGCCAAUGUCUUGAAUCUUCCGUAUGAAGACGAGACGUUUGACAUCGUCUGCGCACAUCAGGUUCUUAUUCAUCUUCCCAACGAUUCUUCAAAAAUCGGAGCCGUGGAAGGUCUGAAGGAGAUGAGACGCGUUUGCAAAACUGGAGGCAUAGUUUGUGCUAGAGAAUGUGAUUGGAGGAGCGCUGUUGUCCAUCCAUCUAUUCCCGGUGUGUUGGACGGCAUGAAAUUGAUCGAAGAUUUGACUGCUUUGAAACGAACCUCGCCAUACGGUGGAAUGGCUCGGUUCUGGGCUGAGAAAUCAGGGUUCAGAUCUGCGGAUAUUGAUACCUCUGCCUCUGUGGUUUACUAUUCAAGCCCUGGAGAAGUGAAGUGGUGGGGUGAGACGAUGGCUCAGCGUCUGGAACAAGGCUCUUCGCUUGACACAGGAGUUAAGGAAGGUCUCAUUUCCGAGGACCAAAAAGCCACACUUCCUUUGGGAUGGAGGACAUGGUCUGCACAAUCUGAUGCCUUUUUCUCUAUGACUGAUGUUCAAUUUAUCUGCAAGAAAUAG
This is a messenger RNA of Penicillium pulvis, 813 nucleotides long. RefSeq names its product class I SAM-dependent methyltransferase. Gene Ontology annotation, cellular component: endoplasmic reticulum. Gene Ontology annotation, biological process: sterol biosynthetic process. The record is from RefSeq and is a predicted model, not a curated record. The transcript has a single exon. Lineage: Eukaryota; Fungi; Ascomycota; Eurotiomycetes; Eurotiales; Aspergillaceae. The coding region runs from base 1 to 813 and encodes 270 amino acids. Gene Ontology annotation, molecular function: sterol 24-C-methyltransferase activity.